AUGGCUUCCGGUGAACAAAAAUUCCCUCCACAGAAACAAAACACACAACCUGGAAAAGAACAUGUCAUGGAUCCACUACCUCAAUUCACUUGCCCUGACUACAAGCCAUCAAACAAACUUCAGGGAAAGGUAGCUGUAAUAACAGGUGGUGAUUCUGGAAUUGGACGAGCAGUGUGCAAUUUGUUUUCAUUAGAAGGUGCUACCGUGGCAUUUACGUAUGUAAAGGGUGAUGAAGACAAAGAUGCGAAGGACACGCUAGAAAUGAUCAAGAAUGCAAAGAGUGCUGAAGCUAAGGAUCCAUUGGCUUUAGCAGCCGACUUAGGGUUUGAUGAGAAUUGCAAGAGAGUUGUUGAUGAGGUUGUUAGCGCGUAUGGACAUAUUGACAUUCUUGUUAACAAUGCAGCUGAGCAAUAUGAGUGUUCAUCAGUUGAGGAGAUUGAUGAGCCAAGGCUUGAGAGGGUGUUCCGAACAAAUAUCUUCUCAUAUUUCUUCAUGGCCAGGCAUGCAUUGAAGCAUAUGAAAGAAGGGAGCAGCAUUAUCAACACAACAUCAGUGAAUGCAUACAAAGGACAUGCAAAACUACUGGACUAUACAUCUACCAAGGGUGCAAUUGUGGCCUUCACAAGGGGACUAUCACUUCAGCUGGUGAGCAAGGGAAUAAGGGUGAAUGGGGUUGCCCCUGGACCUAUAUGGACACCAUUGAUACCAGCUUCUUUCAAGGAGGAAGAAACUGCUCAAUUUGGCGCUCAAGUUCCCAUGAAUAGAGCUGGUCAACCUAUUGAGGUUGCUCCCUCUUAUGUCUUUCUUGCCUCCAAUCAAUGUUCCUCUUAUUUUACUGGACAAGUCCUUCACCCUAAUGGCGGAACCGUUGUGAAUGGUUGA
Molecule: messenger RNA, 882 nt
Organism: Vicia faba (fava bean)
Lineage: Eukaryota; Viridiplantae; Streptophyta; Magnoliopsida; Fabales; Fabaceae
Source: the annotation of a GenBank genome assembly